AUGGUGAUGGUGAUGAUGGUUUGCUUGACAGCGGCAAACGUAGCAUGGGGGCAACCGAAGCCCGGGUGCUCAGGCAGCUGUGGCAAUCUCACCAACAUUCCCUACCCUUUCGGCACAUCUCUAGAAUGCUCUUUCGAUGAAACCUUUUUGAUUUCUUGUAACGACACCACAUAUCAAAAUGGAGGCCAUCACAAACAAGCAUACUUCCCCAACAGCUUCAUACCCAUCACCAACAUAUCACUCAGAGAUCACGAAUUGCGAGUGUCCGGUCCCAUUGCCCGAGACUGUUACUACGCAGACGACGAGGAGUACGACCGCCACGCUAACGUUGUCAUGCAAACUAACUCCAAAUUUCCAGUCUCAAGCAAGCGCAACGUGUUGGUCGCUAUCGGGUGCGAAGCAAUCGGGGCCAUCGAAAGCCCGAUAAAUUACGAUGCCUUAGCUGGAUGCUUGUCACUUUGCAGCCAAGUAGAGGAAGUGAAGAAUGGGACUUGCUCUGGAGCUGGCUGUUGCCAGAUAUCCAUAGCAGACGGCGUCAUAGAUUAUUCUCUCAUGGCUGAAAACUUGUUCAACCAUUCCGACUUCAACCCCUGCGAUUAUUCUUUCGUUGUGGAAGUGGGCGCCUACAGCUUUUCGUCUCUGGAUCUUGUAGACCUGCAGAAGAGAGAGUCUUUUCCUGUGGUGCUCGAUUGGGCUGUUGGGAAUUACCAGUCUUGUGAACAAGUCAACAACAGCAGUACUGCAUGCCAGUCAACGCAUAGCGAAUGCUACAAUUCAACCAACGGCCCUGGCUAUCGCUGCAAAUGCCUGGAGGGUUUUCAAGGCAACCCUUACCUCGUUGAUGGCUGCCAAGAUAUUAACGAGUGCGAGAUUUGGAACCUCUGCGUUAGCCAAGCGACAUGCCACAACAACGUUGGAGGCGUAGAAUGCCGUUGUCCAAAGGGACACAUUGGAGACGGCUUGAUAAGUGGAAAAGGUUGCAUCCUAAAAGAUGACAAAUAUCUAAGAUUUGCUAUUCCAAUGGGUUUUUGCCUAUGCCUUUUGGCGGUUCUUAUAGGAGGUUUGUGGAUCUAUUGGGGACUAAAGAGAAGAAGGUUCAUGAAGCUCAAAGAGAAAUUCUUUAGACAAAACGGUGGCCUUCUGUUACAACAACAGCUCUCUGAUCAUAAAGGAUCCAUUGAGAUGAUUAAAAUUUUUACUGCAGAGGAGCUCAAGAGGGCAACCAAGAACUAUGAUGAGAGUAUGGUGCUUGGCCAAGGAAGUUUUGGAACAGUUUACAAAGGAACUCUGCUAGAUAACAAGGUGGUUGCCAUUAAGAAGUCCAAAGUCUGCGACAAGAAUCAAAUCGAGACUUUCAUUAAUGAGAUGAUUGUCCUUUCUCGAGUCAACCAUCGCAAUGUCGUCAAGCUUUUAGGUUGUUGUUUGGAGACAGAAGUGCCCCUGCUCGUUUAUGAGUUCAUCACAAACGGGACACUUUACAGCCACAUCCAUGACAGGACCCAAGAUUCUUGCUCAGCACUUUCAUGGAAAAUGCGUCUUAAAAUUGCAACAGAAAUUGCAGGGGCACUUGCCUACUUGCACUCUGAAACUUGUAUACCUAUCAUACACAGAGAUGUCAAGACUGCAAACAUAUUGUUGGACGAGGAUUACAUAGCAAAGAUGUCUGACUUUGGAACUUCGAGGCUCAUCCCGGUGGAUGAAACUCAGUUGACAACGUUGGUGAGGGGAACAUUUGGAUAUUUGGAUCCAGAAUACUCUCAGAGCAGCCAGCUAACAGAAAAGAGUGAUGUUUAUAGUUUUGGGGUUGUUUUGGUGGAGCUACUAACGGCUAAGCAGGUCAUUUCUUUUGCAAGGCCAGAGCGCGAAAGAAAUCUAGCAAUGUAUUUUGUUUCUCAAAUGAAUGCAGAUCGUUUGCUUGAAAUUCUUGAUGAUCAAGUUCCCCUCAAUGAAGAAAUUAUCGAGCAGCUAAGGGAAGUUGCUGACCUUGCAAGUAAGUGUUUGAGGAUGAGAGGAGAGGAAAGACCUGCUAUGAAGGAUGUCACGGCAGAGUUAGAAAGAAUAAUUAAUACUAAUUAG
This is a messenger RNA of Prunus avium (sweet cherry), 2076 nucleotides long. The record is from RefSeq and is a predicted model, not a curated record. NCBI's taxonomy places the organism in Eukaryota, Viridiplantae, Streptophyta, Magnoliopsida, Rosales, Rosaceae.